This is a messenger RNA of Microtus ochrogaster (prairie vole), 9000 nucleotides long. RefSeq names its product tubulin tyrosine ligase like 4 (gene Ttll4). The record is from RefSeq and is a predicted model, not a curated record. NCBI's taxonomy places the organism in Eukaryota, Metazoa, Chordata, Mammalia, Rodentia, Cricetidae. Bases 430 to 4044 code for a protein of 1204 amino acids. Gene Ontology annotation, cellular component: ciliary basal body. The transcript has 20 exons. Gene Ontology annotation, biological process: microtubule cytoskeleton organization; protein polyglutamylation. Gene Ontology annotation, molecular function: tubulin-glutamic acid ligase activity; tubulin binding.
GGGGCGGGCGCUGUUCGCGGCGGACGGCCAGCGGCGUCGGCGGCGGGGCGCGUGGUGGAGCGUGGUUGCUAGGGACACCUGAGGUCGCCCGCUCGCCCAGCAGGCGCAGCGAGGAAGCAGCGCGGAGCUGGUGCCAAGCCGCGGUGAAGCAGGGUACCCUAGAAUACUGCAGCUGUGAGGCCCAGCACUGACAGAGACUAAUUGCUGAGUACUGAAUGUGAUGAGCUGCCGACCAGAGCUCUGCUGGACAGGAGCUCCUGGGAGGUGGUGCUGUUAAUGCAGUGUGGCUGGGAAGAGGAGGAGUACCCUGGAGACUCUUGGAAAACUUCGCACAAGCUGACGGAUACAAGGAUGCAGCUGGUGCUAGAGGUGUGUGGCAAGUUACCUGAGCCAGGCCAUGAGGCCAUGUUGCUAUGAUGUGGGCCCCUCAUGGCCUCAGCAGGAACAGAACACUACAAUAUUGGCCUGCGCCGAGGAAACAGCUUCAAGCAGAGACGUCCCUCAGGCACAGCGUCUGCUUCACCACCUGAGAAACCCUCAGAGGUCAAAGUCUGGUCUCAGGCCCAUCAGCAGGUGAAGCCAAUCUGGAAGCUGGAAAGGAAGCGCGUAGGCACACUGUCAGCGGGGCUGGGCACCAGUCUCUUGGGAGUCCCACCCCAGCCAGCCUAUUUCUUUUGCCCUAGCACUUUAUGUAGCUCUGGGACCACAGCUGUCAUUGCAGGUCACAGCAGUCCCUGUUACCUGCAGUCUCUCCCUGACUUGUUCAGCAAUACUCUGCUGUACCGCCGCACCAACGUGAGGCAAAAACCGUACCAGCAACUGGAAUCUUUCUGCGUGCGUUCCAGCCCAUCAGAGAAAAGAUCGUUUUCUCUCCCUCAAAAGGGUCUCCCUGCCAGUGUCACUGCCAAGAAAGCCACCUCUUCUACAGUCUUCCCCAUGGCCCAGCCCAUGGCAUCUUCACCCACUGAUCCAUACCUCUCAUUGGCAGCAGCUGGGGAAAAUCCUUCAAGGAAGAGUUUGUCCUCAGCCAUCUCAGGGAAGAUUGCAUCUCCUCCACUGUCCUCCUACAAGCCCAUGCUGAACAACAACUCCUUCAUGAGGCCAAAUAGCACUAAAGUGCCCUUAUCACAAGCCACAGAUGGCCUGAAGCCAGUAUCCUCACCCAAGAUCCAACCUGUCUCCUGGCAUCAUUCAGGGGGUACUGGAGACUGUGUACCCCAGCCUGGUGACCAUAAGGGACCCCAAAGCAUUGGCACUGUCUUAGAUGAUGCCACUGCCCCUACCACCCUAUCUACCCCUAGUACCCUCAACAUAUCCACAGCCAGUGUUACCUCUUCCCAGUGCAGUCAAAGUAACUUUAGGAUGGAGGCACGUCCCUGUGGCCUGGAUGAGAACUCGGAUUCCCAGAGCGCUGCUAAAGAGGUACACUUCACUGAGGCUGUGAGGAAGUUGACUGCAAAAGGCUUUGAGAAGAUGCCACGGCAAGGCUACCAGUUUGAACAGGCUUGUUUUGUGAACCCCAGCUUCCAGUGGGGUCUUCUCAACAGAAGCAGGCGAUGGAAACCUCUGAUGGGCCAGCGGUUUCCUCAGGAGGACGUUGGAUUAGACAGUGGAAUCCUUCCUGGUGCCUCAGACACCUUGGGGUUGGACAGUACAGUCUUUUGUACCAAAAGGAUCAGCAUUCACCUCCUUGCCUCGCAUGUCCAUGGGCUCAACCCCAGCCCUACCUGUGGGUCUGUAAGUGACCCCCAAUUACUUGGAGAAGACCGAGCUCCUGUUCCCCCUUCUUCCCUCCAGCCUCUAGGUGUAGCUGAAGUGGCCACUCGCCUUUCUUCUGUCCAUCUUGGCCAGCCUGGGAAGGAACCUGAGGAAGCCAAGGAGCUGAGCUCAUGUGCUGGAGAUAGCCGUUCAGCUACUGACCUCCGGCCAAACCAGGUGGAGCCUGAAGAUACAGAAGAUGAACUAGGUUUGGAAGAUAGCUGCAGCCAUGAUGAAAAUGAAGAAGAGGAGGGAGACUCAGAGUGCUCUUCCUUAAGUAUCGUCUCCCCCAGUGAGUCGGUGGCAAUAAUAUCUCGGAGCUGUGUGGAUUUAAUGUCCAAAUCCCUUCCCAAUCAUGAGAAGGUUGUGCGACCAGCCCUCAUCUACAGUCUCUUCCCCAAUGUGUCCCCUACCAUCUAUUUUGGAACUCGGGAUGAAAGAGUGGAGAAACUUCCCUGGGAACAGAGGAAGCUGCUCCGGUGGAAGAUGAGCACAGUGACUCCUAACAUUGUCAAGCAGACUAUUGGACGGUCGCACUUCAAGAUCAGUAAGAGGAAUGAUGACUGGCUGGGCUGCUGGGGUCACCACAUGAAGUCUCCUGGUUUUCGAUCCAUUAGAGAGCAUCAGAAGCUAAACCACUUUCCAGGCUCCUUCCAGAUUGGAAGGAAGGACCGGCUGUGGCGGAACCUGUCUCGCAUGCAGAGCCGUUUUGGCAAGAAAGAGUUCAGUUUUUUCCCCCAGUCCUUUAUCCUGCCCCAGGAUGCCAAGCUCCUGCGCAAAGCAUGGGAGAGCAGCAGCCGCCAGAAGUGGAUUGUAAAGCCACCAGCAUCUGCUCGAGGCAUUGGCAUUCAGGUCAUUCACAAAUGGAGUCAGCUCCCCAAGCGCAGGCCCCUCCUGGUACAGAGGUAUCUACACAAGCCCUACCUCAUUAGUGGCAGCAAAUUUGAUCUUCGGAUCUAUGUUUACGUUACUUCUUAUGAUCCUCUACGGAUUUACCUCUUUUCGGAUGGACUCGUCCGCUUUGCCAGUUGCAAGUAUUCCCCUUCCAUGAAGAGUCUUAGCAACAAGUUCAUGCACCUGACCAACUACAGUGUCAAUAAAAAGAAUGCGGAGUACCAGGCCAAUGCUGAUGAGACAGCCUGCCAGGGCCACAAAUGGGCACUAAAAGCUUUGUGGAAUUAUCUGAGCCAGAAGGGAAUUAAUAGUGAUGCUAUCUGGGAGAAGAUAAAGGAUGUUGUUGUCAAAACCAUCAUCUCGUCAGAGCCCUACGUGACCAACCUACUGAAGUUGUAUGUGCGGCACCCCUACAGCUGUCAUGAACUGUUUGGUUUUGACAUCAUGCUUGAUGAGAACCUAAAACCCUGGGUCCUCGAAGUCAACAUUUCGCCAAGCCUCCACUCCAAUUCUCCCCUGGACAUCAGCAUCAAGGGCCAGAUGAUCCGAGAUCUCCUGAACCUGGCAGGCUUUGUUCUGCCCAACGUGGAGGAUAUCCUCUCCAGUUCCAGCAGCCCCAGCAGCUCCAGCGGCUCUAGCACAAGCCUGCCAAGCUCUCCUAGGGACAAAUGUCAAAUGACUCCAGAGCAUUUUACUGCACAGAAGAUGAAGAAAGCAUAUUACCUGACCCAGAAGAUUCCUGACCAGGACUUCUAUGCAUCUGUGCUGGAUGUCUUGACACCAGAUGAUGUUCGGGUUCUGGUUGAGAUGGAAGAUGAGUUUUCUCGUCGUGGUCAAUUUGAAAGAAUUUUUCCUUCUCGAAUCUCUUCUCGUUAUCUUCGUUUUUUUGAGCAGCCACGAUAUUUCAACAUUCUCACCACUCAGUGGGAACAGAAAUACCAUGGAAACAAGAUCAAAGGUAAUAUGAAGGCGCCCCAUCCUUUUAAGGAUGUAGUUAUUUGCAAAAUGCACCGAAUGCCUAUCUUUGAAGGAUCAAAAAAGUCAGCUUGGUCUCUGCCAACAUCACUCAUGACUGCCUCAAAGGGUGAUGGGGCAUCCAGUGCCAGCAGCAAAUCAGAAUGCAUCAAGUCAAGAAAGCAAAGCUGCUCUGACGGAAACAUGUCAUCCUCUGAAGAUGGGACAACAUCUAAGCCCAAGAAGAGUCAAGCUGGCCUUUCCCGCAUAUCCAGGAAGACUUCAUCCUCAAAGAGCAAUGAGGGCACCAGCAAACAGCCCAUCCACUCUACCCAGGUGUUACCUAUACUCAAGUACUCUGGGCAGAAUUCCAGACUUUCUGCUUCCUCUGCUUCCCAGUCAGCCAGUGACUCCCUCCUGACUGCUGUGAGCCCAUGAUUGGUCUCCUGAGUGGGAGCACUCAGCUACCUCAAGGGAACCGACCUGCUGACCAGCCUGAGCCUCUCUCCCCCUCCACUUUGCCCCUCAUCAGAGUAUUUUUUGAAGUGGUUCUAUUGUAGAUAUGGGCAUCUGGAGGGCUGGAGGGGUAGUGGUGAUGGGGAGAAGGUGAAGAAGGUUCACCCUCUGUCACCUCACUUCCUGCCUGGCACCUCAUAUCUCAGUAGAGAUGCCAGUGAUGGCCAAGCAGCCUUAUAAAGCAGGGUUUGGUUUCUACUCUGAGAGCCAUGUGUGAUUUAUUUGAGGCCCUCGUGCAGGGCUUGAGUGUUGCUCAUGAGGAGAAAACGUGCUAAACAGAAGUCUCUUGUUCUGUAAUUGAGAGGGAUUCCUUGAAGGUCUUGAUUUCCUUAGGUCUUUUAGUCCCUACACAUCUUUGUCUUGAAGAGCCAUUUUUAGAAACUCCCAGUCUUCAAAGACAAGCAGGGGAAACCAUGACAGGCUGCACCCAUUUCCUGGCAUUCUGGUCUUGGGGUGACCUCCAUAACAUCUUUCCAGUUAAGGUUCCACCCUGUCAGUAGCCCUCUAUCUUCUGCAACUCUCACAGGGCUCCAGAGAAGGAGCCUAGAUGAUUUCAGACGUGAUUAUGUAGAGGAGGUGGAACAGCUGUUUCUUCUCAACACAGCAAGUCUUCUGGUCAGUACUGCUUUGAGCAGGGUUUGUGCCUUGGCAGGCAGGUUUUAGCACAAUCAUUUUUUUGGACAGACUUCUCAUCUCUGACAGUUAAUAUUCAGCUAAAUCUACCUCCCUUCUGGACUCAGUAAACACUGAGCACCGAAUAAACACUGCCUGAGUGAACUGUGCAUACAACUCUCCAAGGACACUGGCCUCUGAACCAGAAGCACUACUGUUCUCCCCACUGUGGGCAGGUAGAACCCAAGGAAGCCCAAGGUGGGAAGAGUUUCACUAAACUAUGGUCUUCCUUAGCCUAGCACUCCUCCUCCCGGGGACCUACAGUCUCUAGUUUUUCUAGCAGUGGAGCACAUAAGAAGCCAAUUGGCCUCAUGUCUGCCCUUUGCACACCAGGUUGGAAGUCCAUCAACUCAGUCUCACCCUGAUCUAAUACUCAUUCUUUCGAGUUUUGGAAAGAGGGAAACUUCUUUCUUCAUGGGUUCUGGAGUCCUGUAGACAAUUGGCACGGAACCUGGAAAGAUAAGAUACCUGACUGGGUUCAUGGUUACAGAGUAGGUAAAAGUGUGUUGACAGUUGUGAAGAGAGCUGGAUUAGCAAAGUCCUCAGCAGUACUUUCUGUUCAAUGAUAAAGACUGCAAAAUCAGUCCACAGUGGGAGAGAGAGUUCUGGAAAGUCUGAUAUCAAUAGCCAACACCCUCUUGUCCUCCUGGUUACAGUAUUCUGGUGUACACGUACAAAGAGAAAGCAGGCCUCCACUCAGCAGCACUGUGCCUAAUGCAUGUCUCUGGACAGAGGCCUGAUUGAACCAGUUUAUUCCUUGAAAGUGAACUUUGCUCGGUUCCCAUUAACAGUCAGUGUCCAACCCCACAAGUGCAUAGAAGGACCAGCAUUGCAGCAGACUGGGGUCCACCAGGGGGAGGAACUUGGGGACCCCCUGAUGAGACAGCAGUACACUGGCAGUUUCUGUUUUGUGUUCUGAGGAAUGGCCUCACUUUGUGACUCAGGCUUGCCUCACAAAUGCUAGGAUAGUCUGUGCAUUGUUGUGUCCAGCCACACACUGUAUUGAAUCUUUCUUACAUUUGAAGGUCUAUGGGUCUGUUUUGCUAGUGGGAGAAAAAGUGGGGUUUAUGUAUCGCCUUACCUUUCAUUCUCAAGAGAGUAAAAUCUUGGUAAAUUAUUUCACUGCAUAUUUUAGCACUGACUAGUUAACAAUAGAAUUCAAUUGAAUUGAGGGAGUUUUAAAAAGUACUAGUUUUUGAGAGUUUUAAAUUUGGAAGUGUAGUUGAAAACAUCAGAGUUAUCAGAAUGCAUCAGUUGUUUUCCCAAGUUCAGAACUCACCCAGCCUCUUGAAGAACAGAAGCAAGUGCUCCUGAGUCAAGGAAUGAAAUAGUCUUUUUCAUUGUAGUGUGAAUGUGAGACCUACCUCAGGGCUGUGAAAAAUCUAAGCAAACAAAAGGACUGAGAAUUAUUCUGUGCAAGAAAUGUAAAAAUCUCCCCUUGAAAUGGCAUGGUGGCUCAUGCCUUUAAUCUCAGCACAUUGGAAGCAAAGGCAGAUCAGCAAAGCUCUUCCUUGAAGGAAGGGGCACAGCUACAGAGAUAUCCUAGAAGAGACCCUCACUGCUCUCCACCUAGUGCUCAUCAAAGCAGUUUUCAUCAUCACUCCCAUGGGAAUCUCUUGGCCGGUUAAAUCUUUACAGCAUGCAAGUGUCCCAGGGAGGGGAACAUUAAGCAUCCUGAAUAUGUGUGUGAAUUGGUAAUUUGGUUAUCCCAAGCACCUUGACUGACAAAGAAUAAUAAGAGUGAGUGAGUACCUAGUGUCUAAGACAAACAGCACAGAAGAUUCUGAGUCAAGUAGGACCCAGAGGAUUGCUGCGUGGACCUAGCAACGGUGUCGGGAUGGUGUCACUUCAGGUCCAUUCUCAGGAUGAAAGUGACUUCCCAUCACCAUAGCCAAAGAACAUUCAGUGGUUUCUGCGGCAGCUCAGCACUGCUAAUUAAAGGUUAAUCCACACACAGCGGUUUCCAUGUCCUGCAGCAGAAUUCGUUACCUGGAAUAAGGUGAUGAGCGUUGCUAGGGAGCGUCCCCUGAUGGCUUCUUGUUAGUGCUGAAGGCUCCCUCUGAUUACUGCUCGUCUUUAGUUUGCUUUGGGCCUGGAAACAGUGACUUUCAGAGAGCUGUAUUUUGUCACUUGGGACUUUGAUCCAGCCUCUCCAACAACGCUUAGCCUUGAACAUUCCUCUAAUACCAGGGGACCUGUGUGGACUCAUUGGACCUCCUUCCGUCAGCUUAAGAUAGUGGGAGCAGCAAACAGUCUGGAGGUCGGUCUUAGUGGGUUUCUUAUGGAGAGAUCACAGCAGGGUCGGCAGCAGUGUUGCAUUCUAAGACCCAUUUUGUGCCUUAGCCAGCAGAUGUGCAGAGAUUGGGAAUACCACCAAAGUCAACAUUUGAAAUGUCUCUCUAUCUUCUGAAUUUCAGUUUAGUUACCAAGUAUAUCAAUCUCUUGGAUGUAGUUAUGGGGAUUAAAUUGGGUGUAAGACAUCUAAAGAAAAAAAUGCCUCACAUUGUAGAUUUCAAAUGAAUCCUAAAAUAUCAAUAAUCAUCAAGCCAUACCCUUCUUGGAGUUGCAGCAACAGUACCAGGGGUUUCAGGGCAGAGCUAUGACAGCAUAGCAAAUGUUCUCAGGCCUGUGGUAGCUGUGUCCGACAGUCGGUGCUUCUAAACAGUACACAACUGUUCAACAUUCGCAUUAUAUUGAGUAUGAUAAUCUAGACACACUUGAAGUCCACCAGAGAUGUGCUCAGGUUAAAUGUGGCAAAUGGUACUCCAUUUUCCUAAGGGAUUGAAACAUCUGUGUGCUUUGAUACUGGGAGGUCCUAGAACCAACCCCCACAUGGACUGGAGAACUCGCUUUGACCAAGAUAAUUAGCUUGAAAGUUUAGAGCCCUAUCAGCUGCCAGGUAAUAAAAACAAGUAAAACUUACACUAAUAGGCUCAAAUACUGAAAUGCCCCUGCCUGGAAAUGCAGUCAUCGGUAGAAAUGCCUGUAUUGUUGGCAAGGAUGCACAGGUUCAUUGAUUGCCAGCUUGGUUGUUUAGAAAGAACGCCCAUAUAGUCAGAAAAGAAUAGAUGAGCACAUCUGUUCAAUAUAUAGAGUUUAGACAUAAGAGGAAAAACUGGGAUCUGUGAGAAAAGUCAGAAACAUAUAUGUGCUUCCUGACUCCAUUCUAGAAACGGAGGUGGGCAUCAUAGACAGCAGGGACUGCCUGGGGACUGCCUAGUUAUGACUGAGGGGUUGGGGGUUGUAGAGCGCUACAUUGGGAUAUUCUUUGUCUUAAUUCUGGUUGUCGUCACUUUAUAUAGUUGGCAGACACCAAAAUUGUACAGUUGAAAUGAGUAUAUACAUAAGUAAAUAAAGCUGAUAUUCUUUCCUUUAAAAAUUUUUUUUCUUAUUUUUCAGUGCUGCAUAUCUAACCCGAGGUCUCAGACAGUGCUAGACAAGUGCUCUACUGCUGAGCCAUACUCCCUGGCCCAAAGCUGGUUAAGAAACAGCGCACAUGUGUGUACUCACACACACACACACACACACACUCCCAUUUCAUGAGGUAUAGACAUUAAAACCAUGAUCACAAGGAAGUAACAGUAGCUAAGAUUGAAAGGGAGAGCUGUGACCAGCUGGAAUGGGUAAAGCCAUUGCAACUUGAAUAUGUGACAUGUGUGAGCAUAAGAUGUUGAUCACAACUAAAUCCCUGAAGUAAUUUAUAAAGACAGUAGUAUAUCUACCUGUGACCCAAAGCAUUGAGGGAAGCCAGACAUAGGAAGACAUAAUAUAAACAGUUAACUGAAAUUUGGAGGGGAACUCAGCCGUGGGUGCCGAAAGCAGCAGUGGUUACCUUUAUAACAAUGGUAAAGAAGGAACCUUGUGGUUGAUAACAAUGCUACCUACAACAUGGGUUUUGGUUUUGUGGACGGCGUGCUUGCUAAAACUUACUGAGUUGUGUAUGUAAGACCGGUGCAUCUGUAAACAGCAUUUUAUAAAAUGAAACUAAUGUGUUAAAGUUUAGCACUUUAAAUGUACAUUUCAGUAGUAUUCCUAAUAUUGGACAACUUUCACUUCCUGUGGUUCUAGAAUAUUUUUCUACUUGAAACAAACUGUGCUCCUCCUUCACUCCCCUUUCCCCCUGCCCAUAGUAAUCACCAAUCUUCCUCUUAUUGUAGGGUCACCCAUUCUGGAUGUUUUACAUAAAUAGAAUUGUGAUCUUUUGUA